Molecule: messenger RNA, 2780 nt
Organism: Protopterus annectens (West African lungfish)
Lineage: Eukaryota; Metazoa; Chordata; Ceratodontiformes; Protopteridae
Gene: GPR119
Product: G protein-coupled receptor 119
Exons: 1
Coding region: 1262-2260 (332 amino acids)
Biological process (GO): G protein-coupled receptor signaling pathway
Cellular component (GO): membrane
Molecular function (GO): G protein-coupled receptor activity
Source: RefSeq, a predicted model, not a curated record
GCUUUUAACAAAGUCAGUAAGGUGAGUGGCGAGCACAGUUGGAAUAGGGCCAGACAGGGACGACAGAAAGCUAACGCGAACUAGUAACCAUGUUUGCACAGGUCAUAUUUGUAGUUCUACGUCAGACAUUUGCGGAUGGUUUUAUUACUGAAAUGUCCACAGCAGUUAGGAGCGCUGCAUUCUUCUGUGUUGAACGCACUGAGCACAAAAGCAAAGGCUACUUUUCACCAAUACAUUAUCAAACUGGUCAAUGGGGGCCUCCAGAACCAGACCUUUGCCGUUUGCGCAGCACCACAUUCACAAGGAUGAGACAUUAUUUCCGUUAGUGGUUAAAAACUACAAAAACAUUAUUUACCUGGUGGUGCACCUAUGCUUUCCCUUCCAUUUAUAUAUGGAAAGUAUGUACUACCCCGCCGUUCCUCUAUUUUGACUAAGUAUGACGCACCACCAGAAUUUCUGUUGUAUAAGUGGAGAACAGGGAUUCACUACACCUGCCGGCUAGGUGGAAAUGAAGCAAAAAUGUACAGCCCAGGCUUCAGUGAAAAGCAAGCUGUCGGCAAGAGGUGAUGGAAGGAAGGAUCUCACUGACUGAUAUUUGCACUUAGUCAGUCCUAACCGAUAACUCACUGCUCUGGAAUUGUGUAUCGGAUCCUACUUUUGCCAAACUGGUUUGUAUUUGCACAACAGUGUACAAGUGUGGCCAUCGCAUUCCAUUUUAAGUAUUCGCAAUGAAUCGUACAGACUGCUUUGGGUUCCUAUCUCCCAUUUUAUCUUCGGGUUUGAGGUGCUGAACUUGCUCAAGUUAUGGUUUGGCAUACAUUAUUCACUUGAAGCUUCCAAUAUUUUUUUUCAUUAAAACAGUAGAAUAAUGAUAAAAAUAAACCAGUCAUACAAGGAGAAGAUUUUCCGGAAAACUUAGGAGCAAAAGAAAAAGCUCCGACAGCUCUUUGUGGAAAUGCGUGGGUCUGCAUCAUUGGUCCCCUUCGGGCAUAUUUAAAUUGUGGACUCAGUGAAUAGAAUCACAUUCUUCAAAUGAGUAAUUAAUUAAAAUAUCGCGGCAAGCAAUUUACUAUAAGGAUUACAAGACUGCUGUCGCAGGUAUCCCCAACACUAUAAUCCAUUUGAAAGAUGCUGUUGAGUAUUCACAAAUGUAAGAACAUUUGCUAGUUGGAACGGGUAAAGUGUUGCACUCGUCGAAAUACUACUCUUUAAAAUAGUUUGCAUCAGCUAUCAGAUUAAGAGAUAAUACUAUAAAACGAAAAUGGCAACUAUUAUAUAUGCAAUAAUGCAUGCACUUCUCAGUAUCCUAAUACCUGCUGCCAACAUCCCUGUCGUUUUUGUAGUUUAUAAUUUAAUGAGGAGGAAGCAUGCCAAAAGUUAUAUGUUCAUCCUCAACCUGGCGGCUGCAGAUCUGCUGGUAGGAGUGAUGUGUGUGGUCGAGGCACUAGACGAUAUUUUCGAUGAUGACUUCGACAAAAACAUAACCUUCUGUUUAUUGAGGAUUUGUUUAACGAUCACUCCUUGUAUAGGUUCCAUUUUGACCCUGCUGCUUAUCUCCUUUGAUAGGUACCUGGCUGUCAGAUUCCCCUUGUAUUACCUCAGAAUUAUGACCACUAGAAACAUUGUUGUCCUCAUCGUCAGUCUGUGGGGUAUUUCUUUCAUCUUGGGACAUUUGCCACUUCUCUUGCCUUCUCUCCAACGGAGCAAUUAUACCGGCUUCUGCGGUUUGCUGUAUGCAGCUAGGGGCGAGUAUGUCUACAUUAUCUGCUUUAGUAUAUUUGUACCAGUUCUCACCACCCUGAUAUACAUACACAUUGCCCUUUGUAGAAUUGCUUACUUGCAAUAUCGAAGUAUUAAGCAGACCUGGAUUCGAACUGGCGCCCUGACUGCAGACCUGAGACAUUUCAAGGCUGUGAGGACAGUUCUCAUUGUCAUUGCCUGUUUUGCUCUGUCUUGGGGACCAUACUACAUUACCGGUGUGGUACAGGCUACCUGCGCUACCUGCAACCUCGUAGAUCUGCUUAAAGACCUGCUUUUUCUUUUAGGAGAGACAAACUCCCUGGUGAAUCCGCUCAUAUAUGCCUUUUAUAGCAAGGACAUCAGAACUCAGCUGUACAGACUUCUGUUCUGCCAAAGGCAAAUCAACAGUCCAAAUUUCAGGCUAACCAAGGCUCAGCUGAAGGGUGUGCCAUGUCAGCGGGAAUCCACUGAUGGCGACACAAAAUCAGUGACUGCGUCCAUCGGAGGACAAAGUGCAUAAUAACACAGAAAAGCCGCACAUUCAUAUCUAAAUGUUUUAACUGGAAGCUGCUGUCAUGUCGCCCUUUGUUCUGAUGUGUUGUUAUCCUGCUAUUCUGAUUCUAUAGUGUGUGUUACUUCUGUAAUAGUAUUGUGUUUAAGGUUUCUUCAUUAACUCAGUGUGCAGUGUGUUACUUCCAGUAUCAUAGUACUUAAGGAGUCUUCAUUAACUCAAACUAUGUUCCUCACUUAGCUCUUGCAUUUUCUGAUGUAUGGAGAUUCGUCAUCAGCCAGGUUUGUUAAGCCUUGUAAAAUGUCCAAAAGGCAAAGUGCAUAGAACUGGGACAGUUUCUGGCUCACACAGUGGUCGCAAACAUGUUGUUGUGCAAUACGUGCACAGUAAUAUAUAUAAUCUGCAAAGUUUUGAAAAGAGCCUGUAAGUUCUAGCUGCAAGUUAAAAUAGCUAGUGUGUUAAGUUCUUGAAGAUGUUAAAAUACAAUUGUUUACCCUGUAGUUGUUUUUAUAUAAAAAAACGAAUGUUA